Molecule: messenger RNA, 2895 nt
Organism: Odocoileus virginianus texanus
Lineage: Eukaryota; Metazoa; Chordata; Mammalia; Artiodactyla; Cervidae
Source: RefSeq, a predicted model, not a curated record
AGAGGCUGAUGGGUCCCUGACAGAGGUUUGGGCAGGGAAGUGACAUGUUUAGAUGUGAGUGCGCGACCACCCACCUUGGGGGCCAUGAGGACAGAGAAGAAGGGAAAGAGCACAUAUCUGAAUGAGAAGUCCCUCCACCUGAUGGAGCGAUGCCAAAAUCUGCAAGCGGGCCUGGAGACUUUAUCUAACAGAACAAAAAAGUAUUCAGAGGAUGACUAUCUUCAGAUUAUCACAAAUAUCCAGAGCUGUCCAUGGAAACGACAAGUAGAAGAAUAUGAGAAUUUUAGGGCAAAACUCGCUUCCUGUUGUGAUGCUGUUCAAAACUUCAUUGUUUCUCAAAACAACACUCCCAUUGGGACCAACAUGACCUAUGAGGUGGAAAGUAAAAGCAAAAUCCAAAUUAGAGAAAACAUUUUUGAUAUGUUGCCAGUGUUUCAGCCUUUUGUGGGAUACUCUUUUAAUCAGUGUGCAGUGGUUGGAAACGGGGGUAUUCUGAAUCAGUCUCUCUGUGGAGCUGAAAUCGAUAAAUCUGACUUCGUUUUUAGGUGUAAUCUCCCCCCAACCACAGGAAAUGUUACCAAUGAUGUUGGCACUAAAACCAACCUGGUGACUCUAAAUCCCAGUAUUAUAAACCUAAGAUACGGGAACUUAAAGGAAAAGAAAGCAGUAUUUCUGGAGGACGUUGCAGCCUAUGGAGAUGCUUUCGUCCUUCUGCCUGCGUUUUCCUUCAGGGCCAAUACUGCGGCCUCUUUUAAGGUAUACCACACACUGAAGGAGUCUAAAGCAAGACAAAAGGUUUUAUUUUUCCAUCCCAAGUACCUGAAAAACCUUGCACUCUUCUGGAGGACUAAAGGUGUGACCGAAUAUCGCCUGUCCUCCGGCUUGAUGAUCACAAGCGUGGCAGUCGAGCUGUGUGAGAAUGUGAAGCUGUAUGGAUUCUGGCCCUUCUCUAAAACUGGAGAGAACAUGCCUGUCAGCCAUCACUACUACGACAAUGAGUUACCUAAACGCGGUUUCCACGAGAUGCCCAAAGAGUAUAAACAAAUUCUCCAGCUUCACAUGAAAGGCAUCCUCAAGUUACAGUUUAGCAAAUGUGAAACAGCCUGAAUGCCUUUAAAUGGGCAUCAUGUUCACAUAAUGCAGUUGGUGAGUAACAAUAUUCCCAAACACCGAGAGAGAGGGUUGUAGGGUUUCAUAGGAAGAGUCCCAAAAUUUGGUUGGCUCCAUGCUCCACACUACGUUUGCAACCUUAGCAACUCGUUUAAUUGUUCUGAUCUUCAGUUUCUCUUCCUAUAAAAUGGGGAUCAUGAAAUCUAACUCAUAUUAGGAAAAUGUGAUAAUCUAUGAAAUUUUUGGCAAGUAUUUGGUGUGAGGUAGGGACUCUAAGAAUAUUUCUUUGUUGAUAUUUUUAACAACCGUUUUCACCCUCACCAGAGAUAUAUUAAAAGGUAGGCUGUCUUAAAGACUCUUUUUGGAGAGAAUAGCUGAGUUGCCUAGUACCACUGCAAUUCUUUCUCUGGCAGGAACCUCUAUUCUCCAUAAAAUCUUUCCUGCCUUUCUUCCUAUCUUAAAAAGUACAUAUAAGAAAAUUGUUUACUUAAACAAAAAGCCUUUUGUUAUUCAGGAAUGACUUCUUAUGCUUCUAAUUACAUUCACUUGUGUCUUGAACUGCACUGUUGUAGUGGUUGUAUUUAGGCCAAUUCUUUUCCUCUUUUACAUUUAAAAAUCACUCUUUAACAUACCUAUAUUUACUACUUCAAGCGCAGUUACAGUUUUUCUUAUCUGUUGUCUUGUCUGUAGGGAAAAGCUGCUUCAUGCUGACCCUUUCCCAAGCUCUGUGAGGGAGAUACAAAAAUGACUUAAGACCUGCAGGAAGGAAGAGUUGUGUGUUUUGUAAACACAUUGAUGUGCAUUUUGUAAACACAUUGUGCUCAAUGUUCACUAAAGCUUUGAGGAGACAGUACUGUGAGGAAUGAAACAAGAAUGAUUCAGUAGAUUUCAGUGAAAUCUAUUUCAGAGUAGAGGUGGUUUCUGAAUUAAACCUAGUAAAGGAGGAAGGCCUCACCAAAUGAAGAAGAAUCUAGGUAGAGGAAAUUUGAUAGGAGAGAAAGCAGUUCCCUUGAUUCUGGUUGAAGUUAUUUGAGGGUAAAUCAUGGUCUUUGCCCCCCAAACUUCCACAUGAUGGUGGGAUAUAUAGCCCAUGGGGGUGGUGGGUUGAACCCACAUCUGUGAAAUGGGAAUAAUACCAACCUGAUUGAUUUCAUAGGAAAGUCGUAAAAACUAAAACCCAGAGAAACUUAAUUCUCAGCAAGGAAAGGUGUACGUUUACAUGAGAACUAAGACUAAUCAUUUAAACACCAAUAUGAAAUAAAGCUUAAGGAGACAUUGAAUACUAGCAUUUUCACUGCACUCCCUUAUGUUAUGAUGAUACAUGUUAAUGUAGUUUAUCCCUGCAGCUAUUGAAUAAGUUAUUUGACUUAAAUAAGUAAUUACGUGCACACUUUCCUACUCAUUUUUGUACCAGUGUGAGAAGAGCAGAAAUGGACAGCACGACAAUUUCAUUAUGAAUAUAGUUCUGAAUUCUUAACUUAGCCAGAUUAUUGUUUUAUUCAACAUUCACAAAAAAAAAAAAGAAUCUGAACAUUCACUUGUAAGAACACUCUGCUGCCAACUGCUUAUUUUGCAAAACUAAUCUUUAAUUUUUAGUUUGAUUGUAGUUGACUUUUGUGAUACUUUUCUUAAUUCACGUUCUCAUUUAUUCUUCUAUAGCAAAUGAAACCUAUUACCUCCAUAAAUUGGUUUAAAAGUUCAUAUAUAAAUAUUUUAUAAAAGAACCAUGCUUUUAGUUGCAUAGAGUCUAAUUUGUGUAUCCUUUUGUAGCAAUGAAUAAAUGAC